Menidia menidia (Atlantic silverside) is the source of this 6707-nucleotide messenger RNA. Lineage: Eukaryota; Metazoa; Chordata; Actinopteri; Atheriniformes; Atherinopsidae. The record is from the annotation of a GenBank genome assembly.
AGCGGGAAACCAAAAUGGCGAACGUGCAAGGGGAAAAUGAGUCGUUUGUUAUUUUCUGAGGAAUGCACAAGUCUUUCAAGUUCUCGGACAAAUAAUUCUAAAGCAAUUUAAACACAAGCGGAGCGGUAAAGCAAAGCCUGGCCUAUACAGAAUUGUUUUGUCGUCUAAAUAUUUAGUUAAAGCGGAGGUGACCGAAUGAGAGACUCAGGGGUUGUGGAUCACCUUUCCGUCCAUCACAGAGCUCACCCACAGCGGCAAGAGCAGGCUGUGUCCUUGUCACCUAGCAGCCUGUCUGGAAAGGGGGAGUAUGGAGAAGACGGCAUGUCUGUCAGGUUCACAGAAGGGCAGGACGUGUUGGCUCGGUGGUCAGAUGGCUUGUUCUACUUGGGGACAAUCACAAAGAUAGAUCAGGAUAAAGAGCGAUGCUUUGUAGUUUUUGAGGAUCGUUCAAAGUCGUGGGUUCUUUGGAAGGACAUACAGACGGGGAAUGAAGAUGAGGAAGAUGAUGAGGAUGAUGACAUCGUGUGCUCAAUAUGCCAGGAUGAAACUUCCGAAGAACCCAACGAGAUUGUUAUUUGUGACAAAUGUGGACAAGGCUACCAUCAGCUGUGUCACUCCCCCAUCAUCAAUGCUGCCGUUAUUGACUCUGAUGACAAGUGGCUGUGCUCAGAAUGUGAAAUCGCUUCCAUACAUAAGAGGGGAAGUGGACACAAGAGGGCGGUAUCUUCCAGAAGCUUUUUGUCACAAGAGCCACAGCAGCAUAUGGAUGUGCACCUGUCCCUCCCAUAUAGCCUGGAGAAACUGGUUUGGGACCAGGACCACAAAACGAACACCCAGCAGUGUUACUGCUACUGUGGAGGUCCAGGAGACUGGUACCUAAAGAUGCUGCAGUGUAAGAGGUGUCAGCAGUGGUUCCACGAGGCAUGUCUCCAUUGCUUACAGAUGCCCAUGCUCUAUGGAGACAGGUUUUAUGUGUUCAUCUGCUCUGUUUGCAACCGGGGACCAGAGUACCUCGAUCGACUGCCUCUCAGCUGGAAAGAUGUUGUACACCUGAGCCUAUACAACAUGAGUGUGAUUCACAAGAAGAAAUAUUUUGAUUCUGAGAUGGACCUGAUGGUGUACAUUAACGACAACUGGGAGUUGCUGCAGCUCGGAGAGCUCGCCAACACACCAAGAUCAGAGCGGUAUGAAAAUGUUUUGGAGGCCUUAAACAACAAUAACUGCUUGUUCAUGUCUGGGAAGGAGGUAAAGAAAAAGAAGCACUUGUUUGGCCUAAGAAUCCGUUUCCCCCCGGCGGCCCCAAACAGCGACGAGCCAAGCAACAGAGUGAUCGAAAAGGCUUCGCACGAAAUCACCAUCAAGGGAUGCAAGUCCACCAAAGCACUGUCUGGUAUAAGUCCCAGCGCUUUAACCAAUGGCACAGAGGAGAUGAAGAAGAAGAAGAAGAAAAAGAAAAAGAAAAAGAGGAAGCAAGCACGUCCUCUGGAGACUCUGGCUAAACCACAACGCACCAGUGAGCUUUUGUCCCAGGAAAAAAGAAAGUCUCUCCCACUGGAGCCACACAUGUUGGAUCAUUUAACUUCCAUCAAAAGUGACAGGUCUCUGCUUUCUUCACAAACGUCAGAUGUGGAGUCCAUUGGAGCCCUCAGCACCUCAGAAACUACCUCAACUAGCAUUUCUAGACAGUCCAGCCUCUGUAGCUCCAGUAGGACGCAUACCACAGCUGGCCACAUGCCCAUCUCAUCUCCACCUUUAAAAAGGAAACGUGGACGGCCACGACGGGCCCUGCAGCCCCCAAACCCAGAGAUCCCCCCGACCAGCCAAGCGGACACUUCUCCCCUCUCUGCUGCAGAGAUGCUAAGCACCCUUCCAGGGCUUCACUCCACGGACAUAAUUCACGGAAUGGACCCCAACAGUCAGCUCUCGCACCUAAAAAGCUCAAUCAGCAGUUAUUUUGGAGCAGCAGGGCGCCUGGCGUGCGGCGAGAAGUACAAAGUGUUGGCUCGGCGAGUCACUCUGGAUGGCAAGGUGCAGUAUUUGGUGGAGUGGGAAGGAGAAUCUGCUCUAGUUAAUGAGGACAUACUAAGGCUCUUAUAAAUCCAGUCUGUUGACCAAAAAGAUGGAUGUGUGCAGCAAGGACAAGUUUUCCUGAUUUUCUUCAAGACUCAGCGAUGUGAUGUCCAUCUGUUCCAGCCAGACUUUGCAUCAGGGGAGGCCUUUCAGUGGGCCUGCUGAGAGGCGUGCUGUGGCUGGCGAGCUCAGUCCACCAUCCUGCAGCUCUCAGUCUCCCUCAUUCAGGGCUCAGUCAGCAGAGAUGCAGUAUGUCUCUGCGAGGAAAAAGCCCGGCUGUGUCCGACAGGAGAACGCCUGCCUUACCACACUGGACGAGCAGCUCAUCAGUGAUCUAGAUGUUUUGCAGUGUGAACAGGCAACCUCCUUUUCGCAGGCCCAUCUGAGAGGCUCUAGGAUGAUGGUUAAUCACAGCAUGACCGAACGGAUUCGUCAGCUGGAAGAAGAUCUAGAGGCUCAGGCCAGAGAAUUACAGGAAGCGGUGAUGAGGGCAGAGUGCUGUCAGGAAGCAGCGACUCACAGUGACAUUGUGGUGACAGCACUUACUGGAGAGCUUAAUACACUUAGAGAUGAACUGGAGAACAAAAUAGCUCUUGGAAAAAGGGCUGAGCAGCAAAGGAACCAAGCACUUCUAAAUGCCGAAAAAUUCAAAGAAGCCUUCAAAGAUUAUAAGGCCACAAUCUCCAUGAAACUUAACAAGAUGAUGGAGAGUGAGAACAAACUGAAAGAGAGUCUGAUUGAGUUUAAUGUAGAGAAAGAAGAGCUGGAGAGGAGGUUUUGUGUGUUGAAGAGAGAGAAAGAACAACUAUCUCAGACAGUCAGCCAGAUGCAGGGGGAGGCCAGGCAAGCCGAGGCUACUGCUGCUAAGCUCCGAGUACAAGCCGAAGAGGUUGGACGCAAAGCCUUACAUCUGGAGCAGCAGCUUGCAGAGCAAAAUGCCCAGCGCAGGGAGACGGGCUCUCUGUACAGGGAGCUGGAGGAGCUCCGGGCUUUGACCCGCAGCCAGGAGCAAAGGGUGACCCAGAGCCACAAAGAGGCUCAGCAGAGUCAGUCGGAGCUGGCCUGCCUGGAGGCCAUAUUAAAGCUGCUGCACCUACGAGAGGGGACGGUUGGGCAGCUGUGUUCCAGUCCUUGUAUGUUGCCCGCUGUGGAAAAUUCAGGAACUUCACAUCCACUGAAUCUGAAACCAGGUGAAGGCUACCAGCAGCUUCUGAAAGCUCUGCAGCAGGUAGAAGCGGAGCGCCUGAAACAGAGCAGCCUGAAUGAGCGUCUGCAGGAGCGUUUGAGCCGAGCCAAGGAGGAAAUCUCUUCCCUGCAGAGCUCCAUGGCCCAGAGAGCAUCCCACUACCAUGAUCUCCACACAGAGCUGAUGAACAAAGUCAGCCGAGCUACAGACACAGAGAAGGAGUUAAAGAGAAAAACUGCACGAGUCGCAGCCCUGGAGAAACAGCUGCAGGAGAAAACCUCGGCAUACAGCCUCGCUGCGCUGAAGAACACUGAGCUUGAAAAUCAACUUGACGAGAAGAGCAGCACUCUUCAGCACUAUCAAUCACUGAUGAGCAAAAAGCAAAGAGAGUUCCAGCAGACUUUGGAGAAGUGUAAACAGUCUCAGUCUCAACAGCUGAUAGAGCAAAAACACAGAAUAGAAAUGCUGCAGCUGUCGAUGAAGGAGGCUCAGUCUCGGCUGUCUGAGAUGGAGGAGGAGUUGGGUUCCCUGCACAGGGAACGAGACGAGGCUCAGAGAGCAGCUCUCGCACUUCAGAGCUCUUUAGAGCAGCUCACACAGGAGAAGCAGGCUGAGUUCAGACAGAACCAGGAGCUUCUGCAGAGCUUCAAAGAGCAGGCGUCUCAGUCUGCCGCCAAGAUGUGUGAGCUUCAGUCGUCUCUCGCGGCAUGCAGAGAAGAGCUGAACUGCAAACUGCGGCAGAUGGAGGAGGUCAGGGGGAGCUAUGAGAAUGAGCUUCAGAAGAAGAGUGACAAGGUGGCCUCCCUGCAGGAGAAGCUCCACGGCGCUGGCCUGCUUUGCCAGAGCUCCACUGAGCAGAACUUGCAACUGCAGCUGUCUCUGCAACAGCAGGAGAGUAUGCUGACGGAAAGCACUGCGCGGGUCUCUGAGCUGGAGGAGAGCCAGAGUCUACUGCAGAGACAGGUGUCCUGCCUGGAGAAGCAGCUGGAACGAACUCGGGCCUCUCUGCAGGUUGAGGUUAACAGCAAACAGGAUGAUGCCAAGAUGAAUGAAAAAAACCUCCAGGAGAUGAACCAACAGAACACGGAGCUCUCCAGGUCUAUCAGCCAUCUUACGUCACAGAUACAAGUGUGUCAAGCCGAACUGGUUACUAAAGAGUCCGAGUUUGAGAGUCUGAGGAGAGACGUGGCCACCAAGACAUCUCAUAUCAGCGGCCUGGAGGGCAGCCUGCAGCACACUGAGAGCCAGCUUCACAGCAAGAGCAACAUGGCGGAGGAUCUGGAGAAGAAGCUCCAUCAGUGUGACGUAGAUCGCCAAAGCUGUGCGCAGAGAGCCCAGAUCCUGGAGGGGCAGUUGCAGAGCGUUGAGGGGGAAUUGGCCAACACUCUGAAGCAAGCACAGGAACUCAAGGAUGCUCUGCAGAGAACUCAGACCAUAUCUGAUGAGCGGCAAGCCCAACUAGACAAGCUAACUGUUCAGCUCAGUGAGACCCAGAGGGAGUUGGAGGAGAGGACUCAUGAGUUUCUCGACAUGGACAGUGCCAUGAAAGAAAGACAGGGGGAGCUGCAGCAGAGAGCAAAUCUGCUCGGCCAGUUGGACGUGGCCAUCCGGGACCACAAGCAGCAAAUGGAGAUGAAGGUGGAGUCUCUGCAACAGACCCUGGAGGCCAAAGAGAAAGAGCUGAGAGAUGCGCAGCGGGAGCUCACCGACAGAAACACAAAGGAGUCGCAGGAGCUUAGCGAGCAGCUGUGUUUGUGUCAGCAGAGACUUAAGAAAUUGUUAAAAGAACUCGAAAUCUCUCAGUAUCACUGUGAGGCCCAGACCAGAGAUCUUGAAGCCACCAAGUUACAGACCAAAAUGACGGAGGCCCGGCUGUGCAGCCUGGAAGAGGAGUUUACCCUGAAGGAGGCGCGGUGGCUGCAGGCAGAGGCCAGUCUGCAGAGCACGGUCUCUGCUUUGGAGCAGGAGCUACAGCUGGAGAGGGAGCAGCACAGCAAAGAGCUGGAGUCUCUGCAGGAGACUCGAGGCCAGCUUCUUAAAGUCUCUGAGCAGAUCUCUUCCACCAUGCGCUCGUCCCAGGAGCAGCUUAACGUCCGGCUCCAGCAGACCCAGGCCCAGCUGGAGGAGGCCAAGGCGCGCUACGAGCAGGCCAGAGCCCAGCUGGACCAAGCUAAGCUGGAGCUGGACCGCGCCCAGAGCCGGGCCGGUCACCUCCAGACCGAGUUAGACCAGAGCCAAGCCCGGCUCCUACAGAGCACAACCCAGCUGGAGCAGAGCAGGACUCUCCACGAGCGGAGCAGCGUGCAGAAUGGUCGUCUCCACGCACAGCUCCAUCAGCUCGCCGCGGAGUUGAAUCAAACCAGAGCGCAGGUUGCGCAGCUCCAAACGCAGCUACAUGCCUCCAAGCAGUCCAUGGAGACCUCUGUCGAUUCCCUGCUCAUCAAGGAGUCUGAGGUGACCCGCCUCCAGGCCAGGAUUUCAAGCUGGGAACGAGCGGUCGAUCGACGGGACCUGCUCACGCAGACACCCCCCCUGCCCGCUCUGCCCGGAUUCCCCGACCUCCCACAGCCCUCUCGCUCCACUCACUUGCCUCCUUCCUCCGCGAAAAGUUUAUCAAUACCUCUCCGCAGCCCUUCGGACGCUCACUCGGUGGACCUGCGCUCUCCGACAAACACCAGGCCCUGCUCCUCCCCUCCAGCUCAUCCUGAGCCCACCUCAGCUCCUCACCCCGACGCGCGCCAGCUGACGCGGGACUGGCUGCAGGGCAGCGAUACCGACUCCUCCCUGGACCUCCCUCCGAGCCUCAAAGCCACGCUGAGGGAAGCGCUGACCACUCACCCUUGGGAGUCCAGCUCGGGCUCCGUUUCCACUUUCACCGAUGCGGCGGACCACAGCUGGCAGGGCCUCUGCGCCGCCGAGGCCACGGCGGCCUCCGACCUCUCUUUCAACCCGCUCACGUACAUGACGGACAGACAGGAGGACCCGAACGCGGAGGCCUCCUCGGAGCGGGACGGAAAAGACGAGCCGCACAGAGAGUCAAGGAGGGAGUCUGAGAGCACUUUGGUGGGCCAGGAGGAGGAGGAAGACGAGGAGAUGAAUAUGACCUCACUGACGGGGAUGCUGAAGUUUGUAAAUCAGACAUUAGCCAUGCAGCAGGAUCCAUCUGUGUGGGGCGCCCCAAAGUCAAAGCAAACCUGAUCCAGUGUUACACUACAGGGAGAUCUUGGAGAAAAAAGGUCAAAAGUGAUAUCCUCACAUCUUUAAAGAUGUAUUCUACCUUUUAUUUAUUUAUUGACAUAUUAAUGUGUGUUUUGGAAGAAAAUGAAUAGGCUGAUUUAGAUCAAGUCUGAUUUUCAGGUUGCAUAUUAGUAUCUCUUUAGCUUUUUAAUGAUGUAGCAUAUUUCAUGAUGUAAAAUGUCAUAUUUAUACACGCAUGUGCGUCUUGAUUUUG